ACAGCCUCCCCUCAGCGAGAGCUCGCGCUCAGCCCUCCUGCACACAGCACAUGGGUUUUGCGCGCUCAGAAGUGUUUUCACCGGACAUCUCGGCGCAAGUGGUUUGUUUUCUUCUGACUUGAAGGAUGACUUCUCGCUCUUGAUGCUGAGGACUGCUCGGAACUUACGAUCAAGAGAGAUAUUAUUUAUGAAACCAGCAAGAAAUGAAGAUGAACCUCGUGAACAACUGUUUGACUUUUCUCUUAGUUUGGCACGCGCACGCGGUCAGCGGGAGACAUGCAAACUGUCACUUUCUGUAUGAGGUGCAGAUGGCUGAGAAGGAAUGUUUGGGCAUGCUGGCAGACGAGCUGCCUCCGCACACUAAAGGUUGCAGGGGGAUGUGGGACAAUAUUUCUUGCUGGCACCAUGCCGAUAUCGGAGAGGUGGUGGUCAAUACCUGCCCAGCUGCCCUAAAAAAUUUGUUCACCAGAGAUGGCAUCAUUAGCAGGAACUGCACUACGGAAGGCUGGUCCCACGUUUAUCCCGGCAUCCACAGCGUUUGCUUUGAGCCCACCCCGAAUGGAAGCAAGCUUGUUUUCUACACGGUGAUGAAGACCCUUUACACGCUUGGACACAGCCUCUCUCUCAUCGCGCUCAUCACCGGCAGCACAAUCCUUUGUCUGUUCAGAAAACUCCACUGCACCAGGAACUACAUCCAUCUGAACCUGUUCUUCUCGUUCAUACUGAGGGCCAUUGCUGUGCUGGUCAAAGAUGCCAUUCUGUUUUCCCACGAGAAUGUAGAUUGUACAAAGCAGCCAUCACUGAUUGGUUGCAAGGCCAGCCUGAUCAUCUUCAACUACUUCAUCAUGGCAAACUUCUACUGGUUGCUGGUGGAAGGGCUGUACCUCCAUACUCUACUGAUGGUCAUCUUCUCUGAGAACAGACACUUCAUUAUCUAUCUCCUCAUUGGCUGGGGAUUCCCCACCGUGUUUGUGAUUCCAUGGAUUGUGUGUAGGAUUUACCUUGAGGACACAGGAUGCUGGGAGAGAAAUGAUGCUCCGAUUCCCUGGCGGAUGAUUAACUGGCCAAUCAUGGCAUCUGUUAUUUUAAACUUUAUUCUGUUCAUCAGCAUCAUUCGAAUCCUGGUUCAGAAACUGAGGUGUCCUGAUGUCGGAGGAAACGAUCAGUCCCAGUACAGGAGGUUGGCCAAAUCCACACUUCUCUUGAUCCCUCUCUUUGGCAUCAACUAUGUUGUUUUCGUUUACAUCAUAGAUGAAGAUGGAGAGAUGGAAAACUAUAAAAUAUUCUUUGACCUUGGUCUGGGAUCUUUUCAGGGCUUGGUGGUUGCGAUUUUGUACUGUUUUUUGAAUAGUGAGGUCCAGAGCGAACUCAAGAGGAAGUGGCGGAGUUUGCGUUUAAAGCGUUACAUUGGUCGUGACUACCGUCUGCACAAUUCGUCCAUAUCCAGGAACGGCACGGAAAACAUGGCCCAUCGGAACUCCAGAGCCCAGUCUUUCCUACAGACCGAGACCACUGUGGUGUGAGACAUCCAGAAGCGGCGCUAUAUGAAUCAUGCUUUUACUUCACUGCCCCUCAGCUAACAACUUCAAAAGCUUUAAGCUGAAGAGGACAACGCUUUCUGAAGCAUGAGAUUGACAUGCAGGAGACACAAUGAGGAUUCAGUAUCUCUGAGGCACAACACUGUUUUGUCAGUAUACAAUGCAAAAUCUCAUUUCAUAGCAAAUUUAGCAAUAAACCACCAAAAUAGCACAUUAAAUCAAACCUCUGUGGGAUAGUAUUGGUGGCAUUAAAAACUACAAUUCCAUUUUUGCAGAUGCUGAUUAUAUAUACAUUGCUCUUUUUAAAGUCUUUCAUUGCAUUAGGUUCAGAUUAUAUAAUAGUGUUAUGUAAAUGCUACUUAAGGCCCACAGCAAUUUUCUUAGACGUUCAUGGAGACGCAGCACCAUGCUAUCAACACAUGAAAACUCAGCCACCUCACCAAGAACAUGUCUUGAAUGAAUGCAAGAAGUGGGUCACCUCUAUGCCAAACUCAAAUGUGAGGUUUUAUAAAGAGGACAUUAUAGCUGGAGGCGUCCACAUUAGCCAGGGACUCAUUUCAGGAGAGUAUGUCUUACUUCAGAUACAUGUUGAAACUGAAAAGUCAGUUGUGCAUUCAAACGAAAAAUGGUGAUUGUAAGAAAAAGCAAACAUUCUUGCACUGAUAUUGAACUGUUCUUGCAUCUACAGCAUUUCAUAAUGUCAUUUUGUCAUUAUACUACCCCUUGGAUUUUUUCCCCCUCUUAUAUACCUUGAAGAAAAGCCACAAUAUGAGAAAACGUGAACUGAGAUACAAGAUUAUAUAAGAUAUGUAUAUUCUAGCACGUGAAUGUAAUUCAUUAUUGUCUGAGGAGAUUCAGUAGUCUUAUGAAUGAAAUGACAAAUAUGUGGCAUAAAUAUUUAGUUCGCCCACAAAAAGAUGUCCAGUGAUAAACCAAACCACGACUAGCUGAUAUUACUCCACAAACUCUUUUAUUUCCACUGAUCCACUGAUCAGUCAUUUUAAUAGGUGUUGAUGGUGUUUCUGAUUAUUUUUGCUUUUGUGUUGCUCUGCCUCACAUUGUCAGGGGGGUUGGGGAAUUGUACACUGCAAUGAAUCCUGUGGUCUGUGCUCUUUCCAUUCAACUGAAAAACAGAUAAUUAAUCCAGUAGACAGUUGGAUGCAGAUUUAGGUCAAGUGAACUGACAAAACAGUGAGUGUGAGGGCAUAUGAAAGUGACAUUUCAGUGUGAGCUGUGCUCUGCGUUAUUGUCGCGAACAGAUUCUGGGAACUGCAGUCCAGAGACUUCACAAUGGAUUGGAGAGGAGAUCAGAUCUCUUACAGCCAGGCCUGAAGAGCGAGAGGUCCCCGGGACACCACGUGCGAGGUUGCAUUCAUUUAAAGUGACAGAUGCCACGGACUGGGGCAUUCAGCAUCAUUAUCAGAUGGUCAAAGGGAGAAGAAAAGAUGGAGCUUUAAUUGGAGCUGGCAGAAAGGAAUUGUGGGUUGUCUGAAUUAAAUAUUGGAGGGUUUCCGAGUUUAUUGUGUAUGCCUUCAUUUUGAAAGACGUCAUGGUCUGUGAAGAAUCUGGUGUGUUUGACAGAUGCAUUUAUGAUGUAAAAAAUAUGUACAAACAGAGGCCAUAA
Sinocyclocheilus rhinocerous is the source of this 3162-nucleotide messenger RNA. RefSeq names its product vasoactive intestinal polypeptide receptor 2-like. Gene Ontology annotation, molecular function: G protein-coupled peptide receptor activity; peptide hormone binding; vasoactive intestinal polypeptide receptor activity. Bases 204 to 1523 code for a protein of 439 amino acids. Gene Ontology annotation, biological process: adenylate cyclase-modulating G protein-coupled receptor signaling pathway; cell surface receptor signaling pathway. The record is from RefSeq and is a predicted model, not a curated record. Gene Ontology annotation, cellular component: plasma membrane. The transcript is spliced from 13 exons. Lineage: Eukaryota; Metazoa; Chordata; Actinopteri; Cypriniformes; Cyprinidae.